AUGGAAUACGUCUGCUGCACAUCGGGUCGUUCUAAAAUCCAAUCGGCCGGGCAUUCAAUCCUCGCCUUGCAUCCUUUGCCAGUGCGUGAAGCAGCUGCUAGUUUGUCGUGUGCACCUUGGCUUUCUCGGCAUGGACAGGACAGCGAUGCUAUUCGGCCACAGCUUAUCGCGGUUUUGGCCACGUGCAACCAGUUCUCCAGCGAGACCAUCCGCUUUUCUCUGGGCGAGGUUCAAGUGAGUCCGCGAAAGCUGCUGUGCGCAGCUUUGGCGGAGGCGCCGGACUCGCGUCUGAUGGCUUUGGGCGCUGCAGCGGCGGAAGACUCUUCGGCGACGGGGGCUGGAAGUGCGGUGAGGGCUGCGUCGCGCUCCCGGAGCCGAGCCAUGUCUCCUGGCCUCCAGGCCGGGCUCAAGGUGCAGAGCCGACACCACAGCCGCUCCAACUUGGGCAAGCCACCCAUGGAUCCCAGUGGUCCCAGUGGUCCGACACGGAGAUCCGACUCGCAGACGCGUGGUGAAAGAUCCCCAUCCUUCAGCGAGGUCCUUCAGCCUCUCAUUGUUACCCGCUUGGACGGCGGCCAACAGAAGAUGUGGGCGUCCUUUUCACGGUAG
This is a messenger RNA of Symbiodinium sp. CCMP2592, 609 nucleotides long. The record is from the annotation of a GenBank genome assembly. Lineage: Eukaryota; Dinophyceae; Suessiales; Symbiodiniaceae.